This is a messenger RNA of Manihot esculenta (cassava), 1695 nucleotides long. RefSeq names its product cytochrome P450 71A1. Bases 153 to 1640 code for a protein of 495 amino acids. The record is from RefSeq and is a predicted model, not a curated record. The transcript is spliced from 2 exons. Lineage: Eukaryota; Viridiplantae; Streptophyta; Magnoliopsida; Malpighiales; Euphorbiaceae. Gene Ontology annotation, molecular function: monooxygenase activity; heme binding; oxidoreductase activity, acting on paired donors, with incorporation or reduction of molecular oxygen.
AAUUUCCAUUUUUAGAGCUCCUGAAUUGUUGUGUCCAAACAAAAAAUUCAACAUUAUAAAUCAGUGGGAGAUGCACACAGAAACACCAAACCAUUAGUGUUAGAAAAAGCUUUUGUUAAACUCUUGGGACGUUAUUGAGUUCACAAGCUACAAUGGUUUCACUUGUCUUCCUUGCAUUAGUUGUCCUCAUCUUCCUCUUGUUUCUUCUCCGAAAUCGCAAAACAAGAACAGAUCCUCAUUUCCCACCAGGUCCUCGAGCUCUUCCCUUCAUAGGCAACUUGCAUCAACUUCAUAACUCAGCCUCUUAUAUCUCUCUAUGGAAACUUUCUCAGAAGUACGGACCUCUAAUGUCUUUGCGCAUGUGCUUUGAACCAGUUCUAGUUGUUUCCUCAGCCAAAAUGGCUAAAGAAAUAAUGAAAACCCAUGACCACAUUUUUUCUGCCAGGCCAUCCAAGCUUAGCCAGCAGAAGUUGUCCUACAAUGGCUUAGACUUAGCCUUUGCAGCUUACGGUUCUUAUUGGAAAGAGAUGAGGAAAAUAUGUAAAGUUCAUCUCUUCAACUCCAAUAGAGCCAGAAGUUUCCGUCCCAUUAGAGAAUCUGAAGUUUCCCAUAUGCUUGGAGAGAUCUGCGGUUUAGUUUCUGCUUCCCAACCUGUAGAUAUAACUGAGGCUAUCAUGUCUCUUGCAAAUACUAUAAUCAGUAAGAUUACUUUUGGGCAGAGGUACAAGGAAGAAAAUAGUAGAAUUCAAGCUUUACUUAGAGAAGCUGAGACCCUUUUCACGAGCUUCUACGUUUCAGACUAUUUUCCUCUCCUGGGUUUUGUUGAUAAACUCACUGGAUUGAUCCAUCGCUUGGAAAAAAAUUUCCAAGAAUUUGACAUUUUCUAUGAAAAGAUUAUCCAAGAACACCUUGAUUAUGGUAGAUCAGAGCUUGAUGAUCAUUCAGAAGAUAUUCUUGAUGGCCUACUUAAACUCCGGAAUGAUCCUUCUCUCAAGUUUCAAGUCACCUUUAGUCACAUCAAAGCAGUGUUAAUGAAUAUAGUUACUGGAGCAACAGACAAUAAUGCAGCAGCUGUGAUUUGGGCCAUGACAUUCCUGAUGAAGAAUCCUACAAAAAUGAAGAAAGCUCAAGAAGAAGUCAGAGGUUUAGUUGGAAACAAAGGUUUUGUAAAUGAAGAUGAAAUCCAAGAACUAUCUUAUAUGAAAGCUGUGGUGAAAGAGACAAUGAGAUUACAACCUGCACUUCCCAUAAUCCCAAGAGAAACAACUGAGGAUUGCAAUUUAGAUGGGUUCAAAAUCCCAGCAAAAACUACAGUUUAUGUGAAUGUAUAUGCAAUUGGAAGAGACCCACAAGUUUGGGAAAAUGCACAAGAGUUCUGUCCUGAGAGAUUCAUCAACAGUUCUGUUGACUUGAAAGGACAAAAUUUUGAGCUAAUCCCAUUUGGAGGUGGGAGAAGAAUGUGUCCUGGUGUAAGUAUAGCACUUGCAACAGUGGAGUUAGCUCUUGCUAAUUUGCUUUACAAAUUUGAUUGGGAGAUGCCUUUUGGAAUGAGCAAUGAAGACUUGGACAUGGAAGUGGUACCAGGCCUUACAAUGCACAAGAAAAAUGCUCUUUGCCUCAUGGCUAAGCAGUAUAUUUGAGAACCUUAAGAAUUUUAAUUGUGCUUUGCAUUAUGCUUUAAUUAGUAAGUUAUUU